ACUUUUAGUCCCUCUUUGUUUGUUCUGUAACCGUUAGUACUUUUUCUUAUUCCUAUCUCGAAUUUCCUUGUUAUUUGAAACUGUAGUCCUCUAGCGAGAUCCCCCGAUCUAGUGAUCCAGAAGUUUGGUAGUCACUGUAGCAGCUCACAGCUGUUGUUGUUGGUAUUGUUGUUGUCAAGAUGAACGGCUGCGAGGAAUUCCCUUACGACAGCGACGAAACCACGUCUUGCCAGGGUAACUCUGACUCGGAGUUGACUGUUGAUGAGAUAGAGUAUAACGACACUAUAGUUAGAGGUGUUAAAUGGAAAGCUGCACUGAAAUACAUGAAGGGGGACGAAGAGUUGGGUUUAUUAAAACAGGACGUAAAGGAAUAUUGGAUCACGAAACAUUUCAAGGGCGUGACCUGCAAUAGAUUUAUAAAGGAUCCAACUGAUUACAAAGACUCAACCUUAUGUAAGUGUGGACGUUACGACAAGGAUCAUGAGAAAACCAGGUUCCCCUGCACCACGGAGACAGACUCCACCAUAGCGUGGACUACUGAGACGUGCACUGCCUCCUUCACUACUAACGCUUUCGGGCACAUAAACUUUACUAAAGUGGAAGCUGAUGUAUUGCCAAAGUACCUACGGUUCCAACAUGACACGGAUAUAAAACUUAUCAGAGAACUUAUCAAAGACAAGUGGAACCUUCCAAAGACUUAUCUUAUCAUGGUCGUCAUCGGAGGUCUGAAUUGCAAGGAUAAAGAAAGCAAUGUACACAAAUCAAAUCAGUGUCUUGGUGGAUUAAUCGUUGAGACUGAUGCCGUAAACGAUGCUCACGGCAACGGAUUUAGGAGAUAUAGCCACAAAAAGCGUGAGCUGAUUGAGAAGAUAAAAGAUGGAUUAGUAGAGGCAGCUCUCUCUACUCAGGCCUGGAUCAUCACAAGCGGUGUUGAUAGCGGUGUUUCCAAGUUGGUUGGUGAGGCGGUGGGAACACGCAGAACAUUUACUCAAACCAUCCCAACUUUAGGAGUGGCUGCUUGGGGCACCAUCAGGGAUAGGAACCAACUUGAGUACGACAGUUGCGAGGGUUUGUUCCCGGCUAACUACACCGUAACCGAAGGUUCCAGAAUGUCUGGACAGAUCGCUCUAGAUCAUAACCACACCGCUUUUCUUCUGCCUGACUUUGGUACACACCGAAGCUAUCAUGUUAACAAGAUGUGUGAUUUUAAGAUAAACCUUGAAAAAGAGCUCAAGGAAGCAACCAAGUCCAACCUCAUUACCAUUUUGAUAGAGGGAGGACUGUCCUCUCUGAUUGAAGCGGGAGAAAGAGUGAAAAAUAAGAUCCCGAUAGUGGUAAUGAACGGGACUGGCAGAGCAGCAGAUCUUAUUGGGAACGCUAGACAGCUUUUACAACGACAUAAUGGGGUCGACGAUCCAGAGUUUUUAGAAGAGCUGGAAAGGGAGUUUGAUACUCACUUUACGAAAUCUAGAGAUCGGAUUGGCAACUUAACACAAGCAUUUGAUGCGAUAAAGAUAAUAUUAAAAAGUAAACAUUUGGUAACAAUAUGGGACCCCUCCGUAUCAGAUGCUGGUAAGAUAGACAAGGCAAUACUGUUGGGUCUGAUAAACUCGUUAGCAGAACCAGACUCCACGCAACUCUCCUCUGACCAGACUUCAGACGGUUCUGCUUCACAAGAGGACACGGACACCUGUACUUCACGUCACGUGAGAGAGUUCAACCAGCUCGAACUAGCCAUCAGAUGGAACAGACUGGAUCUGGCGGAGGAGCAUCUCUUCAAGGGUAAAGACUUCAGUAUGGAACAGCUCAACGAGCUGCUCUGGAUUGCUCUCGAGCACAAAAAUAUUAACUUUGCUUCCUCUAUUCUGACAAAAGGAGCUAAUUUAAAGAGAUACCUUACGGAGAAGAGGUUCUGGGAUUACCUUAACUCAAAAAAACACCUUGCCAAGAGCCCACUAAAGAAGCUCAUGAAAAUGCAUGUUUCACAUAACAUAAAGGAAUUUAACGAUAGCUUUAUUUAUGAGCAUUUCUUCAAAGUCAUCUAUACGAUCAGUCAGGGAGUUUACAAAUGUCCUAAGAAAAUGACCCCUUCAGAGACUUGCAAUGCUGUUGUCUCCAAGAAAGGAAUGUUGAUGAAGGAUAUACUAAGCUGUGGGUUGGGAUACAACCACAUCAAGAAAGUAAACAUGUCUAACUACUGCAAACGUACACUUGGGGACCUACCACCGGGCGUUUCUCCGCUACCUGACUUUGAGGAUCCAGAGAAUCUGCUGGUAUUGUACUUUGUUCUGAUCUACGAACACGAUGUUGCUAAGUGUUUAUGGAGGUACUCCAGAACUCCGCUCAUGCUCAGCUUGAUAUGCGCUCAUGUAUGUGGUUGGCUAGCUGACCAAGAGAAACGACGAAAAGAAAUCACCGGAGAAGACAAAGUCCAAUUGAGAAAAUGGAAAUGUGAGUGGGAAGGUUUAGCGAUAAAGAUAGUUGACACAACUAACGAGAACUAUGAUGCUAACUGGGUACAGGAUCUCAUCAAGCACCGGUUCUAUUCGUGGGGAGGCCGCUCUUCCAUCGAGAUAGCUGCGUUCAUGAACUCGCACCUGUUUCUGGGGCACCCUGGAGUACACAAGUACGUUACAGAUAGCUGGAUGGGAUCCUUGGAUCCUGACACCAGCUACUCAAACAUUCUGGUUGGGAUUCUGUGUACCCCUAUAUUCAUUGAUAUCAGGAGAUUCAAGAAAAUCAUUCAACCUGCUAUCUCAGAGGAGGAAAUCAAAGAAAAACAGAAGAACGAGUUCAUAAGCCAAAAGAAAAAGCUCACUAAAGGAGACACGGAGUUGGGUCUCAGAAAGAAGCGGUCAUGGUCUCUAAUGAGAAGCAUUCAUUACGCUUGUCUCAAGUUCAUCUGGUUUCAUCGGGCACCUGUUACCAAGUAUUUCGUCAAUUUGCUGAUAUACCUCUCAUUCCUGAUGGUGUUCUUUUGCGCACUCGUUCUCAACGACAGCAAUCAAAAAUAUCUCCUCGGAUCCCGCUUUAAAGACUUCAGCAUUCUAGAGUUGACAGUCAUUCUGUACAUGGUAUCGACGAUUCCUCUUGAGAUGCGGCAGGUUUAUCAUAGCAUGCCCUCGACGAUAAAAGCAAAGCUCUUCUCUUACUGGUCCAAUACGUAUAACAAAUACGACGUUUUCAGUCUCAUCACUCUGCUUCUUAGUGUUAUGACCAAGCAAGGGUAUUUUACGCUUGGUAAAGGCGACAAAUAUCAGAUGUACGAUAUGGUGGCAUAUAAAUCACUCAUGGGCCUGACCUUCUCUCUUACUACUACAAGACUUCUUCAAUUCCUUCAAAUCAACUCGAAAAUGGGACCCAAAGUAUCAACGAUAACUCGAAUGUUCAUCGAUUUACUCUUCUUCAUUUUUAUCAUCGCCAUCUUCAUUGUCGCUUAUGGCGUUGCUACUGAAGCGAUCAUCUUCCCCAUCGGAAAGGAAGAUGGUAUUACCAACCUUUGGAACAUUAUCUGGAGACCGUACGUGCAUUUGUUUGGAGAACUAGCGUUAGACACUCUUGAUGAUCAGUUGAAUAUUGGUUACUGCAAACUGAAAAUCAAAGUACAGAACGGUGAAACAGCUGAUGAAAUAGACUAUUCGUCCUGUUUGGGAGACGACAGUUUGUUCUCCUGUGACGAAGACAAGCCUUGUCAGUACGCUAGGAUAGUUGUUCAAGUCUUCCUUGCCAUAUACAUGAUGUUAGCCGCUGUGCUCAUGUUAAACCUGCUUAUUGCUGUCUUCAGUAAGACCUAUGAGACAAUGACGGUGGAGAAUCGGGACAAUUUGCUGUGGAAAUGGCAGAGGUAUGAUCUGAUGAUGGAGUUCAAGCAACGCUCGGCGGUUCCAUUUCCGCUCAGUCUUAUAGCGUAUGUUCUGCGGUUGGUAAGGUGGUUGUGGAGGCGGUGUUGCUCGUGCGGUAGUGCACAAUUUUUCGAACGGAGAGAGGCUCAGAAGAAGAACGACGAGUACAAGAAAGCUCAGAUGUCACUGCUGGAGCGGGAGUGUCUGAGGAAUAUCAUUAAGAAGAUUGAGGUUGACGCCCAGAAAGAGCGUGGUAGUGAUCCAGAGACCGAGAAACAUCGCAGGAACGACAGAUCAGUUUCUCCUCUGAAGAGAGAAAUUCCAAAACCGUUAGGAUACGAGGAGGAACUAGAUGAGAAUGAGAUAGACGGCUUAAUCGCUAUAGCAGAGGAUAUCCAGAUAACAUUUACCUCCCCUACCACUCCCCCACCUUCCGGACGAUUCAAUCCUAUGGAAAAAUAUUUGGACGAUAUUCUUGAGAACACAUGUUAUCCUCGAAGUGACAGUGUACGAUUUCAUUUGAACUCCGAGAAAAGAGACUGGAACAUGAGUCUCCCUAACUACAAGCCGACCAUUCUUAACCUCGACGUUAAAGAGGAAUUGGAAACCGACUGGAAUGUGUCCGGAAAGAAUGCAAGCUAUGAUGGUCACUACGCUGUCGAGAAGUCCUAUCCUCGAAAUCCACUAGGAAGAACUGGGAUAUUCGGGAGAGGUCAUCUGCCCAGAUACGGGCCCAACUUUAAAUCUAUUCCUAUCCUGACAAGGUUCAAGGUCCCCGAAGAAGCCCCUAAGUUGGACACGCCCUUAGAAGUGCUGGUUGAGUUUCCCGACCCCGCCAACAAGCGAUAUUAUGAUCUUCCUGAGUUAGAUUCGAAAGCUGAUGAACCUCUGACAAGUGGAUUUAUCAAAGAGUUGUUCUCACAUAUCUCAAGCACAAAUGCCUCAGCCAGAAUUCAACUCAAGAAAAUAUUAAGAAGGGGUAUAUUGAUCAAAAGAGGAGCUGUAGAUUCAGACUUAAACACGGAUAAUGCGUGGGUCGAGGUUUUCAUAGCCAGUUACCAUGACGACGAGGAACUGGCGCUCAGAGGGGUUCAGUUCCAGGCUGACAGCAAAUACGGUUGGGUGACAGUGACAAAGGAGAUGUUCCAAGAUAAGAUUCAUGCACGUUACUUCGAGAGGGUCGUCUACAAUCGCCGUGUAUCGCAGUACGUUGGACACGACGUCAAUAUUUAAACAAAUGAAAUAUUACUUUGGACUUAAUGAAUAAACUUUUAAAAAAUGUGUUACCAAGAUUUAUUAUAUAUCCGGCUUUUACUGCGAUUUUUGAUUUUGUAUCAUUUAUAUUGAUUAUGCAUAAUCAUUGCGUUGUCUGCUGCAAUUAUGAUGUAUGGUCGUGCGCAUUUUGAGAGUUUUUAAAAUUUAAGACAGUUUCCUCGUAUUGGUAAAAUUGUGUUUAUUUUUGAUAUAUUUGGGUAUUUAUUUUUAAUUUGUAGUAUUAUAAUGUAUUAUUGAUGCAAUUGUGAUACAAUCAA
Messenger RNA from Bolinopsis microptera, 5374 nucleotides. RefSeq names its product transient receptor potential cation channel subfamily M member-like 2. Bases 180 to 5075 code for a protein of 1631 amino acids. The transcript is spliced from 31 exons. Gene Ontology annotation, molecular function: monoatomic cation channel activity. NCBI's taxonomy places the organism in Eukaryota, Metazoa, Ctenophora, Tentaculata, Lobata, Bolinopsidae. Gene Ontology annotation, biological process: monoatomic cation transmembrane transport; metal ion transport. Gene Ontology annotation, cellular component: plasma membrane. The record is from RefSeq and is a predicted model, not a curated record.